Messenger RNA from Dipodomys ordii (Ord's kangaroo rat), 1828 nucleotides. It is a transcript of the gene Igf2bp2, whose product is annotated as insulin-like growth factor 2 mRNA binding protein 2. Gene Ontology annotation, biological process: nervous system development; regulation of gene expression. Gene Ontology annotation, cellular component: cytosol; nucleus; cytoplasm. The transcript is spliced from 15 exons. The coding region runs from base 1 to 1653 and encodes 550 amino acids. The record is from RefSeq and is a predicted model, not a curated record. NCBI's taxonomy places the organism in Eukaryota, Metazoa, Chordata, Mammalia, Rodentia, Heteromyidae. Gene Ontology annotation, molecular function: mRNA 3'-UTR binding.
AUGCCUGUCAGCACCUCAUUUGAACAGUUCCUGCUCACUUUACCUUUGCAGAUGCACAGGAAACUUCCUGAACGGAGACUGAGGAACAGUCCAAGGAGCAGGAAAAUUCAGAUUCGAAACAUCCCUCCUCACCUGCAGUGGGAGGUAUUGGAUGGACUGUUGGCCCAGUAUGGGACAGUGGAGAAUGUGGAACAAGUCAAUACAGACACAGAAACUGCAGUCGUCAAUGUCACCUAUGCAACACGAGAAGAAGCAAAAAUAGCCAUCGAGAAGCUAAGUGGGCAUCAGUUUGAGAACUAUUCCUUCAAGAUUUCCUACAUCCCGGAUGAAGAGGUGAGCUCCCCUUCGCCCCCUCAGCGAGCCCAGCGUGGGGACCACUCUUCCCGGGAGCAAGGCCACGCCCCUGGGGGCUCUUCUCAGGCCAGACAGAUUGAUUUCCCGCUGCGGAUCCUGGUCCCCACCCAGUUUGUUGGUGCCAUCAUCGGAAAGGAGGGCUUGACCAUAAAGAACAUCACUAAGCAGACCCAGUCCCGGGUUGACAUCCAUAGAAAGGAGAACUCAGGGGCUGCCGAGAAGCCUGUCACCAUUCAUGCCACGCCAGAGGGGACGUCUGAAGCAUGCCGCAUGAUUCUUGAAAUCAUGCAGAAAGAAGCCGAUGAGACCAAACUAGCGGAAGAGAUUCCUUUGAAAAUCUUGGCCCAUAAUGGCUUGGUUGGAAGACUGAUUGGCAAAGAAGGCAGAAAUUUGAAGAAAAUUGAACAUGAGACAGGGACCAAGAUAACCAUCUCAUCUUUGCAGGAUUUGAGUAUCUACAACCCUGAAAGAACCAUCACUGUGAAAGGCACAGUUGAAGCCUGUGCAAAUGCUGAAAUGGAGAUAAUGAAAAAGCUGCGUGAGGCCUUUGAAAACGAUAUGCUAGCCGUCAACCAAACCAGUCUGAUUCCGGGGUUGAACCUUAGUGCACUUGGCAUCUUUUCAACAGGACUGUCAGUGUUGCCUCCACCAGCCGGGCCCCGUGGAGUCCCCCCUACCGGCCCCUAUCACCCGUUUGCUACGCACUCGGGCUACUUCUCCAGCCUGUAUCCUCAUCACCAGUUCAGCCCGUUCCCGCAUCAUCACUCUUAUCCAGAACAGGAGGUCGUGAACCUCUUUAUCCCAACCCAGGCUGUGGGGGCCAUCAUUGGGAAGAAAGGGGCACACAUCAAACAGUUGGCUCGAUUCGCUGGCGCCUCCAUCAAGAUUGCCCCAGCAGAAGGCCCAGAUGCCAGCGAAAGGAUGGUCAUCAUCACCGGACCACCUGAAGCCCAGUUCAAGGCCCAGGGAAGGAUCUUUGGGAAACUGAAAGAAGAAAACUUCUUUAACCCCAAAGAAGAGGUGAAGCUGGAAGCCCAUAUCCGAGUGCCGUCUUCUACAGCUGGCCGGGUGAUUGGCAAAGGUGGCAAAACCGUGAAUGAACUGCAGAACUUAACCAGCGCUGAGGUCAUCGUGCCUCGUGACCAGACGCCAGAUGAGAAUGAGGAAGUGGUCGUCAGGAUUAUUGGACAUUUCUUCGCUAGCCAGACUGCACAGCGCAAGAUCAGGGAAAUCGUACAACAAGUGAAGCAGCAGGAGCAGAAAUACCCUCAGGGCGUGGCCUCCCAGCGCAGCAAGUGAGGCUCCCCAGGCACCAGCAAACAACGGAUGAAUGUAGCCCACCCAACACCUGACACACAGACCAAACACAGCCAGCAAUCGGGAGCAAACCAAAGACCAUCCUGAGCAAUGACAAGUCUGCCAAGGCAGCCCCAGCCCACCCGGCCCUGGGAGCCCCGGGGGCUGAGGAGGGCGG